Molecule: messenger RNA, 1519 nt
Organism: Leptonychotes weddellii (Weddell seal)
Lineage: Eukaryota; Metazoa; Chordata; Mammalia; Carnivora; Phocidae
Gene: STX4
Product: syntaxin 4
Biological process (GO): vesicle fusion; exocytosis; intracellular protein transport
Cellular component (GO): SNARE complex; endomembrane system; plasma membrane
Molecular function (GO): SNARE binding; SNAP receptor activity
Source: RefSeq, a predicted model, not a curated record
GGCAGCUUUGCUUCCGUUCGGGGCGCCGCAGCUUCCGACCUCAACCUCUCCCUCGGGCGAGGAAGAGACGCGACCCCGUGCGCAUGCCCCGAUCAUCCCAGAGGGGCGGGGCUGAGGCUGCGGGUGCGGGAGGGGGGGAAAGAAAAGGGAAUUCCAACCUGUGGAAUCUUGGGGGGUCCCCGAGGUCGGCUUCUUCCCAUUGACUGUGGAUGGUGCCCGGGACAGAGCCUCUGGUGGCUCGUGGGGAGGUUUGGGGGUCUGCAGGGUGAGGGCGGAGGGGAGUGUCACUGUCAGAGUGCGAGUGCGGUACGGGAGUUCCAAACUUAGUCUUGAGGCCCUCGGGGCUCCGGCGCCGGGGAGAGGGAGCUCGGGCCACCAUGCGCGACAGGACCCACGAACUGAGGCAGGGGGAUGACAGCUCGGACGAUGAGGACAAGGAACGGGUCGCGCUCGUGGUACACCCGGGCACGGCACGGCUGGGGAGCCCGGACGAUGAGUUCUUCCAGAAGGUCCGGACAAUUCGACAGACUAUUGUCAAGCUGGAGAAUAAAGUCCGGGAGUUGGAGAAGCAGCAGGUCACCAUCCUGGCCACGCCCCUUCCCGAGGAAAGUAUGAAGCAGGACCUGCAGAACCUGCGUGAGGAGAUCAAACAGCUGGGGAGGGAGAUCCGAUCGCAGCUGAAGGCCAUAGAGCCCCAGAAUGAGGAAGCUGAUGAGAAUUAUAACUCAGUCAACACAAGGAUGAGAAAAACCCAGCACGGGGUCCUGUCCCAGCAAUUCGUGGAACUCAUCAACAAGUGCAACUUGACACAGUCCGAAUACCGGGAGAAGAACGUGGAGCGGAUUCGGCGGCAGCUGAAGAUCACGAAUGCUGGAAUGGUGUCUGAUGAGGAGCUGGAACAGAUGCUGGACAGUGGGCAGAGCGAGGUGUUUGUGUCCAAUAUACUGAAGGACACACAGGUGACUCGACAGGCCCUAAAUGAGAUCUCUGCCCGGCACAGUGAGAUCCAGCAGCUUGAACGCAGUAUCCGUGAACUUCAUGAGAUCUUCACUUUUCUGGCUACUGAAGUGGAGAUGCAGGGGGAGAUGAUCAACCGGAUUGAGAAGAACAUCCUGAGCUCAGCAGACUAUGUGGAACGCGGGCAGGAACAUGUCAAGAUUGCCCUCGAAAACCAGAAGAAGGCUCGGAAGAAGAAAGUCUUGAUCGCCAUCUGUGUGUCUGUCACUGUCGUCAUUGUGGCAGUCAUCAUUGGUAUCACCACAUUGGUUUGAGAGCUUCGCACAUUCUUGGCACUAAGAGCACCAGAGACCCCGGCCUGCCCUCUCUCCCAGCAGCUGAGGGGGGAGGGCAGGACAGAGCCUCCAGCGGGAUCCCCUUCCUCACACUGGCCCUGAGCAGAGGGGCGGACAGUUCUCCUGGGGUUGCCAGCCUCUCAUUCAUGGGGGCUUCCCCACUCAGGCCACAAUGCCUGGGGGACGGCCUGCAGCGUCCUGUUUGGCUGGGACACACGGUUUUGUAA